This is a messenger RNA of Jaculus jaculus (lesser Egyptian jerboa), 1116 nucleotides long. RefSeq names its product ras homolog family member H (gene Rhoh). NCBI's taxonomy places the organism in Eukaryota, Metazoa, Chordata, Mammalia, Rodentia, Dipodidae. Gene Ontology annotation, molecular function: GTPase activity; GTP binding. The transcript has a single exon. The coding region runs from base 186 to 761 and encodes 191 amino acids. Gene Ontology annotation, biological process: small GTPase-mediated signal transduction. The record is from RefSeq and is a predicted model, not a curated record.
GGCCUUAAAGAUUGUUCCCAGCGAACCGUGCCUGCCUCACGGAUGGACAGAAGUGACACCUGUGAUUGCCAGCAAAGGCCCUGAGACCACAAAGCCGCCCGUUGGAUGGCGCUUGCUGGAGCUGCCCACUGCGGGCUCUUGCCCUAGGGAUCCUGGACGUGUGCGCAGGACUCCAGGCCGGGAAUAUGCUGAGUUCCAUCAAGUGCGUGCUGGUAGGGGACAGCGCUGUGGGGAAAACCUCCCUGCUGGUGCGCUUCACCUCCGAGACCUUCCCGGAGGCCUACAAACCCACGGUGUACGAGAACACGGGCGUGGACGUCUUCAUGGACGGCGUACAGAUCAGCCUGGGUCUCUGGGACACGGCUGGCAACGAUGCCUUCAGAAGCAUCCGGCCCCUGUCCUACCAGCAGGCAGACGUGGUCCUGAUGUGCUACUCGGUGGCCAACCACAGCUCCUUCCUGAACUUGAAGAACAAGUGGAUCGGCGAGAUCCGGAGCAACCUGCCCUGCACCCCGGUGCUCGUGGUGGCCACGCAGACUGACCAGCGGGAAAUGGGGCCCCACAGAGCCUCCUGCAUCAACGCCAUCGAAGGGAAGAAACUGGCCCAGGACGUGCGAGCCAAGGGCUACCUGGAAUGCUCGGCCCUGAGCAACCGGGGCGUGCAGCAGGUGUUUGAAUGCGCGGUCCGAACUGCCGUCAACCAGGCCCGCAGACGGAAUAGGAGGAGGCUCUUCUCCAUCAACGAGUGCAAGAUCUUUUAACCCCCAAGACACUGGGCCAAUGCUCACGAGCUCACCCCAGAGACCACGGGGAGAGCGCUAGGAUACAAGCCAGAAAGGUUGGAGUUCUUUCUGGGCACAUCUGAAGCAGUCUUACCUUGUGGAUACAGGGCUGAGGAGGCGGGCCACUGGCUUACCUUUCCUCACCUCACUGGGCUUGGCCCAGCACAACCAGAGAGAUUCCUUAGGGAGCCCUAGGAAUAGUCCAUCUUCAAAUCCAAACUAAAAUGGCCUUCCUAAUUUGGACAAUAAAGUCAGCUUUCCAAGUAUUCCUUAUUUAAAGACACAUUUUUUUAAUUUAAAUAAAAAGGUAGCUGGUGUAUAUAAUUGGUUUGGG